Molecule: messenger RNA, 1919 nt
Organism: Zerene cesonia (dogface butterfly)
Lineage: Eukaryota; Metazoa; Arthropoda; Insecta; Lepidoptera; Pieridae
Gene: or
Product: AP-3 complex subunit sigma-2
Exons: 6
Coding region: 159-734 (191 amino acids)
Biological process (GO): intracellular protein transport; Golgi to vacuole transport
Cellular component (GO): AP-3 adaptor complex; membrane coat; intracellular membrane-bounded organelle
Source: RefSeq, a predicted model, not a curated record
CAUCGCUACUCGGCACUCGCUUAGCUGAUUAGCGCUUAGUCGCUGCACAUUUAACUUUCACAAAUAUAUUAACAUUUCAUUAUAAUUCGUGUAUGAUUUUAAUUAUAUGCGUAGUUAUAUACUAAUGGUGUGCAACUGUAGCUAGCUCAAUUAUCAAAAUGAUUAAAGCAAUUUUAGUGUUCAAUAAUCAUGGAAAACCGAGACUAUCAAAAUUUUAUCAAUACUUUAAUGAAGAUAUGCAACAACAGAUUAUAAAAGAGACUUUCCAGUUAGUUUCCAAGAGAGAUGACAAUGUAUGCAACUUUCUAGAGGGAGGCAGUCUGAUCGGUGGAUCUGAUUAUAAACUCAUUUAUAGGCACUAUGCAACUCUGUACUUUGUGUUCUGUGUCGACUCAUCCGAGAGUGAACUUGGCAUUUUGGAUCUUAUACAGGUGUUCGUCGAGACACUGGACAAGUGCUUCGAGAACGUCUGCGAGCUGGACCUGAUCUUCCACGCGGACGCCGCUCACCAAGUGCUCGACGAACUGGUGAUGGGCGGGAUGGUUCUGCAGACCAACAUGGCGGACAUAUUGUGCAGGCUGCAGGAGCAGAACAAAAUGCAGAAAGCGGAGGCUGGUAUAUCUGCCGCGCCGGCCAGGGCAGUGUCGGCCGUAAAAAGUAUGAAUUUGCCUCAGCAACUCCGCGAUAUGAAGUUACCCGACCUCCCGCAGGCUAUAAAGGAUCUGAAGUUCUGACCAAUGCAGCAGGCGUACACCGGCACGCCGGUCGCCAUAGCAACCAACAUACUCACCUCCAUCUGCCCGCAAAACGACAAAUAUCAAAACCUACACAAACAGGACAAUUUCAAGUUCUUCGGCUCCGAGUCGCUCAGCGCCAGGUUCUCGGAGACCUUCUCCGAGAACUACCAACAGACGGACGGUGUGAAUUUCCCCAAUUACGAGAGCAACAGCGCUGAGGGUUACCAGGACCUGAGGGGGACGGUUGAGGGGGGGUACGGGGAGAGGAAGAAGAAGAAGAAAAGGAGUAAACAUUGAGUGGAAAUGUUUUAGUUGAAUUGUGGCAUUUCUUCGAUUAGAUUGAAACGGAAUAUCUUAAAUAGGCAAUAAAAAAAUGAAAAUAAUUGAUAUAUUAAUUAUGGGCCGAGUUAUGAAAACCUAUUGACAUUUUUACAAAUAUAAAUAAGUUUGGAUGGUAAAACAGUAGACUGUGUUAUGAAAACUAUUUGGGAAGACUUGUGCCCCCUUUGAAUGGGGAUUUCUCAUAUCCAAUCAAACUUAUUCGUGAAAAUGUGUUUUCAUAUCUGUUUCAUUAAUCUAUUUCACAGGCGAGUCGGUUAAUGGCCUACAACGCCAGACCACCAGACAGAGAUUUUUCAGCUAAUCGACCCGUUAUCUGAUUGAAACCAAUACUCUCAGGUUCUAUGAUCAUAUGUUAACCAUUAUACCAAGGAGACAAAAUUCUCUGACAUGAUAAUAAACAGAUAUUGUAAAGUACUAUUUGUCGUCUUCAAAUGUUAAGAUAUUCGUUUUUAUUAAAAAAAAAUAUUCUUUUACCCUUCCUGUAUGUGCUAUUUUCAAUAAUAUAAGAGAAAUAAUAGGAUAAAAAUGUUGUCGUUUUAGGUUCUUUGAGAUUUCAUACUUCUUUUUUUAUAUGUAUUUAUGUAUGUCAAUUUAAAGUUUUUAUUUAAAAUAAAAACAGAUGCUCUCUUUGUUGAAUCGGGUUAAAAAUCAUGUCCCUAGUCUCGUAACUUGUCUUAAAAAUGGCGGCAAAUGAAAAUAACUUUUUGAAAUUGUUCGAAUUUUAAAACCAUUCCCUGUAUUGUUUAUGUCACACGCGCUAUGGCGGGAAAAGUGUUGCAAUGUUUUAAUUAUAUUAUGUACUCUAAUAGAUGUAAGAAAUAUAUUAUAUAUAAAACGUUA